UAUACUGAUUAAAAAAAAAAAAAAAAUACUUAUUAUGAUAUGGGUUAUAGUUCAUUCUUUGCUUUUUCUUUUUCUUUUGUUCUUCUAGUCCUUCUUGUUUUCCUACCGGUCAUUUUGAAGCCUUCCAAAACCAUUUUCCCGCAACUUUUCCAAAUAGUUACGGAAAUUUUGUGAAUAUGAAUGCUCAAACUUCACCAUUCUACCGAACUUUCUACAUACUUGCGUUCUUCGCAUUAGUCUUCAGUUUUAAAAUAUCGAUAUCACAAACCAGGCUCACUUUGCCUUCGGCCCUGAGCAAUACAGCAUCAUUCUCACCUACUACUACGACUCUCAAUGAUAAUUCGUCAUAUACGGUUCACUGCAGAGAUAUAGAAUUACAUGAGGAUCAAUGUGAAUUUGUCCGAAGUGCAUGUCAUGGCUUUAAUGCCAUCUAUUUGGAGCUUUAUUAUUGUUCAGGUUUAUGGAAGCCUCUUUCUACAUCCAUUUUGUUGACAGCGUUACUUAUGUUAUUUGGUGCAAUUGGUGUUGUUGCCGCUGACUUUUUCUGCCCGAAUCUGCAAACGAUUUCAGCCAAGCUGCAUCUAUCAGAAAGCAUGGCCGGUGUAACCAUCCUAGCAUUGGGAAAUGGAAGCCCUGACUUAUUCAGUACGUUCAGUGCACUGGACACAGGGGCAGGUUCAUUGGCAAUUGGUGAAUUAAUUGGUGCUGCCUUUUUUAUAGUAGCUGUUGUUUCCGGUUCAAUGGGAAUCAUUAAACCAUUUCAAUCAGAAAGAAUAACUUUUAUGCGGGAUACAUCGUUCCUAACAGGCGCCAUCAUACUGAUUUUUUGGAUUAUUUAUCAUCAACGUAUCUACUGGUAUCAUAGUGUCGCUUUGAUUGGAUACUACCUUGUCUACGUAAGCGCCGUUGUACUCAGUGGUAGCAGUAGCAGUGCAUCAACGCUUGUUAUCAGUGAAGGCAAUUCUCAGCUGAAGGUGGAGGGGUCAGCAGCAGAAGUCAAAAAAGGUGAUGUUACGAUUAUUGUGGAUGAAACGAGUCACCUUUUAAGCAGUACAGGCACAGGAAAAAAACCGCCAAGGUUGACUAUUCCAUCUAGAGGAUACUCUCCAACAAUUCAAUCGAAUAUGUCAGAUUUUAGUACGAGCCAUUUAGGUCAUAUUAUACGGCCCACUUCACCCCUCUCAACUCGUAAUUCAAUCUAUUACGACGCACUGAUGCCAAAGUCAAUGAGUUCUCUCAAAACAGUCUCUAGUAUAAGAACACAUCGCCGGCCGAUGACGCCACGUAUAGGCAUAAGAUCUUCUGUGUUUGGUGCUAUUGAGUUCCAACAGCAAGUAUAUAGCCUUAUCCGCGAGAAGAGUAAAGAGCAACUUACAUCCCCAACUUGGAGUCAGUAUCUUAAUAUCAAUAAGCAGUACAAUCGGCAACGCCAGGUUUCUAUGCCUCAAUCUAUGCAUCAACAACAGCAACAUCAGCAUGUGGAAUCACAAGUAAUUGCUUACCCUUCCAAUUACUCCGCAAAAAGUAUGGGGCGGCAGCGAUCAUCAACAACUGCUGCAGCAGCUGCAGAUCAUCGUCCAUUGUCAUCUCUUUCCCCAAGUUCUAUGACUGUUCUCUCUUCAACUCCUCAAACACAUCACAUCAAUUUACCUCACUCACCUUCUUUAGCUGCAGGCGAUUAUUUUACUUAUUUAUCACUUCAUAAUAGUCAACCUCAUUUUAUCCAGUCCCAUCAAAAACAAGAAGAGGAAACAACAACAAUACUAUCACAACCUCCUAUUAUACCGACAAUCAACAUAUUGGAAAUUCAACCCUCCUCCGCCUCCAUUUAUAGUAACAGCUACAAUCAUUAUAUGGAGGAUGGGUUCAAUGAUCUACGAAAACAACAACAACAACAACAUAACACGUCGUUACUAAACUAUCACUUUGAUCGACAACAAACAGGCAAGGGUCUUACACCAGCAAGUCCCCAUACUUCCGAAUAUGAACAUUUUGUAUCUGCAAGAGAAAGCCCAGUCAUUAGUCCUUCAACGUCAGUAUUAGCAUUGCAACAAUAUGAACAGCAGCCACAACCGCGGCAGCAGCGCCAAACAGGAGGAGAAGAUGAAUAUUGUUUAUCUUUAAAGGUUCCUCCACUACAACAGCAACAGCAAACAUCAGCAUCCUAUUCAUUGACAAAAAAUUCUAUGUUUAUCAAAUACCUAACAUCAUCAUCCACGAGCAAAAUUAUUUACCUUUUCUUGCAAGAUAUCAUACAGCUUUUAUUUCCAACAUUGGAGGGUUGGAAAGAGAAGGAUUUUUUUUCCAAACUUAAUGCAUUGGCCUCCACACCUUUUAUUCUCAUUUUUACACUGACAUUACCUGUUGCUGAAAGUGAGAAUAUCAAAAUGGAUGAUAUAGAGGUGGUAGCUAGAAAUUGCGAUAUACUGGAAGAAGCGGUAGUACAGCAGCAACAAUUUGAAGAAGGGGGGAAGUAUCAUAGUAGAGCUUCGAGUAAUAACAACAACACUGUACAUAGAAAUAACAGAUCUUAUUUGUCUGUUAAUUAUGCUACUACCGUCAAGUCAUUGCCAAUAGUAACUCCACAUCAAAAAGUAGCAGAAACAGAAUCUACAAAAGGGGUCGCGACUUAUAUGGAAGAAGACAAUGUGGAUAUACAACAGGGAUGGAAUAAGCACAUACUAAUAGUUCAAUGUAUUUUUAGCCUUUUGUUCAUAUUCGGCGUCUUUUAUAUGAAUGGAAUGAUACCAUCUUAUUUUGUUUCCUUAGGAGGUGUCGUAGGUUUGCUACUAGCUGGAAUAGUUUGCAAAUUUACUAAGAAGGAAGAACCUCCUUCAUGGUUUUGGAUGAUUUCUUUCUUCGGUUUUUUUGUUUCUUUGAAUUGGAUAUUCUUGCUAGCUAACGAAGUAGUCGGUCUUUUACAGGCGUUGGGAGAGAUAUUCUGCAUAAGUGAAUCCAUCAUGGGUCUAACUGUUUUCGCAUUGGGUAAUAGCAUUGGUGAUUUAGUAACGAAUACUGCUAUGGCUAAGAUGGGCUUUCCUACAAUGGCUAUAUCUGCUUGCUAUGCCGGUCCUUUACUGAAUAUGGUGUUGGGUGUAGGUGUAUCGUCCUUUUAUCAGACCUGGAAGCUUGGAGAAGCCUAUAAAUUAGAUAUAGCGCCUACAAUUUUAAUAUCCGCUGGUGGACUCAUGACAGUGCUAAUAAGUACUUUGAUUGUAGUCAACAUCAAUGGCUAUCAUGUCACUCAACAAUUGGGUUGGUGGAUGAUAUUCGUCUAUUUUGCCUGUUGCUUCACAAACUUUUUAAUAGAAUUCGAGGUUUUACCCCCAUUUUAAUGACUGGACCAUAGCCGGAAUGGUUCCGUAGACAACCACCUUGAGCUAUACUGGAAAUAUAAAGACGAAAUCACAUAGAUAAUUUGUCGUGAUUUAGACAAAUUGCCUGCUUGAAUAAAGAGAGGAAUAAAGCCUUAACCACUGAGCCAUAGCGUAAUAUCCAACCAAAAACUGUGAUUCCAUUUAAAUUGCCAAAUGCACCUGCCGACAGAUAAGACAGGAGCAGUAGCUUUUUCACUUUAUACCUGAAGGUUCUACUUAAGAAGUACUGGAGCUGUCUGUCAGUAACAACAAUGAUUAUUUGGAA
Messenger RNA from Mycotypha africana, 3642 nucleotides. Its product is annotated as Sodium/calcium exchanger protein-domain-containing protein. The coding region runs from base 177 to 3335 and encodes 1052 amino acids. The transcript has 13 exons. Gene Ontology annotation, cellular component: membrane. The record is from RefSeq and is a predicted model, not a curated record. Gene Ontology annotation, molecular function: monoatomic cation transmembrane transporter activity. Gene Ontology annotation, biological process: transmembrane transport; monoatomic cation transport; intracellular calcium ion homeostasis. Lineage: Eukaryota; Fungi; Mucoromycota; Mucoromycetes; Mucorales; Mycotyphaceae.